GCUGAUACAAUACAGUAAAUUGAGUUUAUUCCUCGAUAAACAGCCUGAAAGGCUGAGCGGAUUGAACCGACGAUAAUGGGUCAAGUUAUCUGUGGCCAAGCAAGCAUAUUAGCCCGGAACUUACGCCUUGUCGACCGAUUAAUGGUCAACGGAACUUUCACGAACACAAGUGUUAAAGCUGGCCACGCGAUUCUGAUCUACAAAUCGUGAUGGUCUAGCUAAUGCAUUUCCUAUCGCCAAUAGCAAGCGUGCGAAGUUCCACCUGAGGCUACGUCGCGGCCAUAGGUGGGAGGAAACACAAAAAAACUAAUCCAAGAUAUGGCUACUGGAUUAUCGCCGAGUGGGGUAUAUCAGGUCCUACGGGGGGGCUAAUCAGCUGAUAGGCAAAAAUGUAUAAAAACAGGAUCACCAGCUACUGGUCAGGUGAUUGAUUGGUUGGUAGAGCAACCAUAUUCGAGCUGCUCAGUAUUCGCCUAGUGUGAUCUAGUGUCUAGUGAGUGCACAAUGAAGUUGGUAUUCGUGGCAGUUCUUGUGGCCCUAGUAGGCACGCUAGGACACGGUGCACAAGGUGAUAAUGGCAGUGGUCCGCGGUUGCUGCGUGAAGCUUGGUUUGAAACGCGUGUCGAUCACUUUAAUCCCCGGAAUCAGGAUACGUUCGACAUGCGGUACUACAUUAACGAUGAGUUUGCCUACGCACGCGGACCAAUGCUAAUCGUGGUCGGUGGAACACAGGCUAUCCAGACGCGCUAUCUUACUGAGGGACUGUUCCACGAUAUCGCCUACCUGGAGGGUGCUUAUUUGUUCGCCAACGAGCUGCGCUACUUCGGCUACAGUCAUCCCGUUGAGGAUGCUUCAACGGAAAAUAUGGAUUUCCUCAAUGCCGACCAAGCGAUGGCUGAUCUGGCCGAGUGGAUUACCUACCUCAAGCAGACGUUUGUGCGCAAUCCGAAUGCUAAGGUGAUACUGAUGGGUACCGGAUACGGUGGUGCCCUGGCAACCUGGUUCCGUCAGAAGUACCCACAUUUGGCGGACGGAGUUUGGGUAUCCAGCGGCGCAAUUGAAGCCAAUUUCGCUUUCUCGGGCUACAAUGAGGCGCUUGGUGAGAGCAUCCGUGAGUACGGUAGCGAUGCCUGCUAUAGCACGAUCUGGACGGGUUUCCGUGUGGCACAGAAUAUGGUCAGCCUUGGCUUUAGUGAUCUGCUCUCGGAAGAGUUCCAUCUCUGCGAUCCACUCGAUACGGACUCGGAACUGGAUGCGACCGCGUUCUUGCUCGGUCUGCGCGAUGACAUCGAGUUCGAGAUGCUGCAUCGGCGUAACACAAAUUCGAUCAAGGAGAUGUGUGCCGAAUUAGAGGAGGAACGGGACAGCAGCUUGAAUGCACUGAUCGAUUGGUUCGCCCGGGAGCAUCAGUACGAGCAGUGUGUUCACCUGAACUUCGAUCGCUACAUGGAAAGGUUCGUCGAGACAAACUUCAAUACCGCCAAUCUGCAGGCUGGCCAUCGCCAGCGGCUCUAUCUGCAGUGCACGGAGGAGGGCUUCUUCCCGACCACGGCCCAUUCCGAGGAUCAACCGUUUGGCAACCAGAUCGGAACAUCGUUCUUCGUAGCAGUUUGUCAGCGCGCCUUCGGUGAGUGGGUGACCGAGGAUGUCAUUUUGCGGCAGAUUCGCUCGACGAAUGCACGGUUUGGCGGGCUGCAGCCUGCCAUCGAGCGGGCACAUUUUACCAACGGUGGAGUUGAUCCGUACCGUGCAGGUAGCCUGCUGAACGAUCUAAACCCGAAAGCACCGGCCACCCUCAUUCCGCACACGUUCGUGUCGCCCGAUUUGGAGUCGAUUGACUACGAGUAUGAUACGGAGGAGUUGAUCGCGGCCAAGGAACGCACCAGAAACCUUAUUGAUACCUGGAUUUUUGAGGACUUUGAACCGAUUAUUCACGAAGUGUAG
Messenger RNA from Anopheles darlingi, 1944 nucleotides. Its product is annotated as putative serine protease K12H4.7. The record is from RefSeq and is a predicted model, not a curated record. NCBI's taxonomy places the organism in Eukaryota, Metazoa, Arthropoda, Insecta, Diptera, Culicidae. Gene Ontology annotation, biological process: proteolysis. Gene Ontology annotation, molecular function: dipeptidyl-peptidase activity; serine-type exopeptidase activity. Bases 505 to 1944 code for a protein of 479 amino acids. The transcript has 2 exons.